Messenger RNA from Dinoponera quadriceps, 3811 nucleotides. RefSeq names its product centrosome-associated zinc finger protein CP190 (gene Cp190). Gene Ontology annotation, biological process: regulation of transcription by RNA polymerase II. NCBI's taxonomy places the organism in Eukaryota, Metazoa, Arthropoda, Insecta, Hymenoptera, Formicidae. Gene Ontology annotation, cellular component: nucleus. The record is from RefSeq and is a predicted model, not a curated record. The transcript is spliced from 5 exons. Gene Ontology annotation, molecular function: RNA polymerase II cis-regulatory region sequence-specific DNA binding; DNA-binding transcription activator activity, RNA polymerase II-specific; protein binding. Bases 528 to 3125 code for a protein of 865 amino acids.
CAUCUUCACAUAUGCGACGACACGGCCGAGGUGCGACGCGAGCGUCUCGCCCGAGAAGGCGUACGCGUCGUCGGUCAGCGCGUCCUCUUCGGACCUCUCGAGACAGUGCUCGCGCGAUUACAAUGUCCCCGCCGAGCUCAAUUCGUCCCGUUCGCCCCGCAUUCGCCCGGUCUCGCCUGCUACUCGCCAGCUUUUCGAGCGUUCGAAUUUUUUGCUCGCGAAGCCGCGUGUCCUCUAAUGUAGCGGGAUGCGUAAGGUACGCACGAGAAGCGAUCUCACGUUAUGUGGAGCACCGCAUAGCCGCGAGUCGUGCAUAUGGCUCUUCGCGUCCUUGACGGGCGAGUAAGGGUGGAUCGGUUUACCGCACUCGUCGCGCUGCUGCAGAUCUUAUUGACUGUUUUUCCGUGGGGAAUUCAGGAGACCCCCGGCUCUCUGCCUAUUGUUCAUUGUGAGACUGCAAGAGCGCGGACGGUAUCGGUAGUUAGUAGAUCUUAGAUGUAUUGACAUUUUCAAUCGAUCGCUUAGUGAUGGAAUCGGGAGAGAAGUUGCUCCCUUCACGGGGAUUGAAGCAAGUAAAAGUGGAUAACUGGGGCACAUUCUUUCUACAGAGACUUCAGCAAAUUUAUGCUGAUGAAGAACUGUUUGAUCUUAAAAUCAGAUUCCCCACUAGUGAGAUCACUGUACAGGCACAUCGGCUCGUAGUAUCAGUAUGUACAGACUAUUUUAUAAAACUGGAAAGUCAGCAGAAAGAAAAGGAUGAAAACUACGAUGGUAUAAUUGUCAUGCCUUCAGACAUGCCUUACGAGUGUGUUAAGUCUAUCAUAAGCUUUAUGUAUACUGGACAAUUGGAGUACUGGACGUCAGAGCAGCACGCGCUGUACCGCACCGCGCAAAAGAUGAAUAUGACGGUGCUGACGAAAUUACUCGACGCUCAAUUCAACACAAGCACUUUGCAAAGCGAGACGGCGAAGACCACUGUGCGCCCGGUCGUAGCCGUCUCGAAACCUCCAACACCAGCUAAAGUCUCCACCAGCUCGGCAUCGUCCACCAUGUCUGAGCAGCCGUUACCAGGUAGAAAACUCCCGAUUUGGAAGAGAAAGAUAGAAGAAUCUCCGGCGACAAACUACGAAUUACGAACAUUCCACGGCGUAUCCUCGAUCGGUAGACCUGUAGAAACUACUCCAGGUCCGUCCAGAUUCGAUCUGCCAGAGGCGGACGAGAUCGCUCUCGGGGUGUUCUCCUCGUUCGACGACAUCACAUAUAACACGAAGCCAAUCGUGCAAGCGUCCGACAACUACAAAACGGGAAGUUCCUCCCGCAAACGUUCGCCCGACAGGGACAGUAAAAACGACACUACCGAAGAUGAGGACGACGACAGUCAAGGUGACAAAGGCCUGAGGGACACAAAUUCGGACGACGAUUGGAGCAUAUCGAAGUCAUUCUCGAGAUCCCAGGACGGAUCGGCGAAGAAGGUCCGUUUCGAUCUGGAGGAGAAGGAGAACGUGGAGAAGCCCAAGUCGAACGCCCGCCCGAGCUCCGAGGACUCUAUCAACAAUCACGCGAAGAUCAUCAGGGAGGUGCUGAAGAAGUACCCGCAUCUGGUGAAGAACAACAAGAACAUCCGCCUGAAGAUCAUGCAGAAGGAGACCAAAUCUGUGGACAGCAACACCGCGUGCAAGACUAAGGUGUCCUACGUAGUCCUCAAAUCUGAUCACUUGUUAUCAAGCAACAACGGUGACGAGAACGAGUCCAAGUGCAACGGCAGUAUCGACGGCAACGAGACAGGCCCGUGGAAGUGCAACAAGUGCGACUUGGAGGAGGAGUACACGAAUUACUACAUGUACAGAAGACACAUGCAGGACGUGCACGAGGAGAAGUUCGAUCCUCGGAUCUGCGAGCACUGUGGCUACAAGGCGACCAAGCGCAACAUCCUCAUGUACCAUUUGUACACAAAGCACAACGUGCCCCCCCCUAAAAGCUUGUGCUUCCCGAAGUGUCAGUCCUGCUCGUACGUUGCCCUGUCGGAGAACCUUCUGGUGCGGCAUCAGAUCAAUCACGAUCACCGGCCGCCGUCCCGGCACCACUCGUUGCCCGAGGAGGUCCAUUGCGGUCAGUGCAAUCUGUCAUUCAGGACCCUCACCGAACUCACGACUCACCAGCUGAACACCGGACACGGCGGUAUGACGGACCCCAAGGAGAAGGGCCACCGUUGCCCGUACUGCGGCAAGAUGUUCGUGCUGAUGACGAACCUGCAGGUACACCUGGACUGUAAUCACAAGGAGCUACGAGAAACCGAGUCCACCACGUCCGCGCAGCCGAUAUCCUUAGAGCCGUCGUCCGAAGCGGAGGCACUCAGCCAUGUCGCCAGCGGGAUAGCCGCUUCCCUCGGCGUGGGAGACACGGUAGCGUCCGAGACGCAGGAGAGCAGCUCCAGCGAACAGUACAUCGUGCCGGAGAUGCAGCUGGACAACAUAGCGCAUAAUAUCAAUUACAACGAGCACGAGCUGGAGGGCCAGCACAUGAUCAUGUUGGUGAACAACGAGAAUUACCAGCAAGUGGAAAACGAUCAUCAGCAACAGCAGCCACAGCAGCUCGACAUUGCCGAUAACGAGCAGAUAGUGAUGCAGGGCACUGAGGACGGCAUGAUCGUGUACAUUCACGAAAGCACGAAGGACUCGGAGCGCCGUUCUUACGAGGCCUAUCAACCCGAGGACGUCUCGCAGGAGACCGAGGAGAUAGUUGAGGAAGUCGUCGAGGAGGUCGAGGAGGAGGUCAUGGAGGAAGAGGAGGAGAUGCAGGAGGUGCCACAGGACAUGUUGGAGGAUUGUGCUGAUAAUCAGGUGGAGGAGGUGAUACAGUACGUCGAGGAGCAGACCGAGAUUGUGGAGUACGACGAGGAGCAAUGCAGCGAGCAGAGCAACGCCACGGACGAGGGUCACGAGUCCGUAAUGAUCAUCGAGGAGGAGCAUGUCGAGGGGGAGGAGGAGGAGGAGGAGGAGGAGGUGGAGGAGGUGGAGGAGGAGGAGGACACCGACAAGUCGGUGAGCAAACGACGCGGCGGGAAGAAGGUGCGGAGCUUCGCCACCGAGUGGGACGACGACAGCAUGGAAAUGACGGAGUCAUGAACGUCGUAAUAUCGGAUCUUUCGUUCGCUUGCAAUAUGUUUGUUAUAUAUAACUUUCACGAUCGCUACGGAUUUUAACGAGACGUCAAGAGCGCUUUCGGCCAAUUUUCCUUUCAACGUUUUAUCCACGUAAUCUGUUUGUUCGUUAGCGAAUUAGUGGCGGACGGUCGGCGCACGCUGCGCGUUGCUGCACGUCUUGCUGUUGUAAUUAAAAAGGUUACGCACCGCCAUUCUCGACUUCGUAAGGCUGAAAAUCAUGCAAACCCUCGAUCCCAAGGGAUGGUAAGGCGCAUGUGUGACGCGACGCGCACUUCGCCGACCGGCGCCGUGAGAAAUUUAGCGAUGUAAGACGGAGGAUUUCGAAUUAACGAAAUCAUUAAUUACAUUUAUUAAUAAGCGACCCCGGGACUAAAGGUAUAGAGAUAUCGGAGAUACUGCUUCUACGUGUGAAUUCUAUUAUUGCACAAACAACACACAUGUAUCUUCUGGAUUAUUAUGAUUUCCGCGUAUGAUUCGGUUGAAGCUUCGAACGCCGUGUAAUUUGCGACGGAAUAUUCUCGGGAUGGUGGAGCCCGGUUUGCGGUAAAAACCCGCUUGGAAAACUUGCGUCUUAAAGUAUAGAUCUUUUAGUAUGUUUUAUACCGUAUGUAAAAUUACACACAUACAUACACACACACACACACGAGU